CAUGCGUAAGCAGUACACCAGACCUAUUUGUCCUUAUACUGCAAACUAAAGCUAGUAACUGAAGCACAUCAAAUGAGAACACGUUUUUAUGAGAAAGAGGAGUGAGUGGGUGUGUGAGUUCAACUUUUUUUUACCUACAAGGAAGUCGCGUUCAUUUGGUUACUUGUGCGAAUGAAGUCGGGCAGCUGCCAGGAGUGAACAGGAACGCUACAUGCUUUGAAGACAAACGAACUGACGGACACAUGCAGGAGGAGCAGCAUGGGAAGGUCAUACCUGUCUGUCAGGAUGAGAGUAAAGAGGCAUAAGGUCUUCCUGGUGUGCUUACUGGGGAUUUGUGUGGUUUCCUUCCUUCAUUACUACACAGCCCUGCACAAUAUUUCUCUGCUGCAGGAGAUCUCCUCUCCAUCCAGCCAUUUGAAGACUCUGAAGAUGUUGAGAGGUUUCCUCUGGAACUUUCCAACUGAUGACAUCCCCUUCAAGCAAGACCGUCAGAAAUCCAGCCAUCAGAAGGAUUUUGUCGACCUGCCAGAUCUUCCAGAUGCCAAACAGGUCGUCACAAACCUUCACAAGCAGAUCUUUGAGCUUCGUGAUGAUUCUACACCAUUUUUUACCCACACCGAGUCUGGAGCAUUGUGCUUCCAUGAGGGGACGGAUCUGGCUGCACUUGCAUCUCAAGGCAGGUUACUGAAACAUUAUGAGGAGAGAACCCCCCUCAAAGAUGAUUUAAUCAAAUCAGGCAAGAAGGACGUUCGGUGUCCCUGUCGUCAGGGUUGGCAUGGCCCUCAAUGUGGCAUACCUACUGUUGUGUAUCAUUCCAAUCUCCCAUCAAAGUCGAAAGUCACACCCAGAAAAAUUCCACGUCGGGUCAUCAAUGCCAUUAACAUCAACCACGAGUUUGACCUCCUGCACACGCGCUUCCAUGAACUCGCAGAUGUCGUGGACACAUUUUUGGUUUGCGAAUCCAAUUUUACAGCUUAUGGAGACGCAAGACCUUUGUACUUAAAGCAUCUGAUCCUAAAUGGAACAUUUGAUUACAUUAAGCACAAGAUUCUUUAUAUCUUCUUGGACCAUUUUCCUGAUGGUGGCCGCAUGGAUGGCUGGAUUGCGGAUGAUUACCUGCGCACAUAUUUGACCAAAAAUGGAAUGGCAAGGAUUCAGGGCCUCAAACCAGAUGAUGUGUUCAUCUUGAACGAUGCAGAUGAAAUUCCUUCACGAGAUGGAAUUCUGUUCCUUAAACUCUACGAUGGAUGGACUGAACCGGUCGGGAUCCAUUUGCGUAAAUCCUUAUAUGGGUUUUUCUGGAGACAGUAUGGAACGCUUAACGUCUUAUCCGCUUGCACGGCAGCUAUGCUUUUUAAGGUUUACAAGGGUGAUGGGAUUUAUCUUCGACGCCGGUCAUAUUAUACCAUGUCGGGAUUUCGGGAGUACGAAAAUUCUACGGGACGUAUUUUGAUUCCAUGGGCCAUCGGAAGCCCUGUUCAUUAUGCUGGAUGGCACUGUUCUUGGUGUUUCAAACCAGAAGGGAUUUAUUACAAACUAGUAUCAGCCCAGAAUGGAGACUUUCCACGUUGGGGGGAUUAUGGGGAGAAACGGAAGUUAAGUUAUAUUAAAGACUUAAUACGCACAGGGGGUUGGUUUGAUGGGUCUGAACCAGACUACCCACCAACAGACCCCAAAGAGCAUAUGUAUGCUCCCAAAUACCUGCUGGACAACUAUGACAAAUAUCACUACUUGCUGGAAAACCCAUAUGCAAAAGGCAAACGUUAAUAGAUACAGGGGUGAUUCAAAUGGGUGGUUUUAAGACCAUGCUAUAUUUUGCAUACAGCUCAUGAGAUGUGCACAACUUUCCUAUUUUUCACUGCGAGUACAAAGUGCAACAGUCCUCAAGAUAGUGGCCAUCAGUCAGGCAUAGAGCUUCAGACUGUCACCGGGACUGGAAACCACUGUGCAGGGAUGUGUAAAUGUUCAUUUCAUAUCCCUUCUAUAAGUUUAUUCACAAUAAGUUCCUUAUGUUAUGAUGCUGUUCAAAAAGUCUAUGCUUCAAAUGUAGCAUUUUGUUUAUCCUGAGAAGUGCCUUUUACAGUGUAAAAAAAUUGUACAAUGUACCGAUUGAUCGACUGAUGAAACAUUGAUAAAAAAAAAAUCAGAAUAAUGUUCAGUACAUAACUCCAUCAGCCGUUUUGAAAAUAUGUAAUAUUGAUAAAUUGCAAGUCUUUGUGCAGACGGUAUGUCUAUUCCUCACAAGCCUUGUUUUUACCUGUGUUAAACUGUGUCUUUUGCUAUGAAGGAAUAUUUUCAUAGUUCCUAUAACUUUUAAAAACUUUUUAAAAUAGGAACUGUUAAUUAUUUUAGGAAUUACCCAAGUAUCUAUAAGAAGUACCAGGGGUGUACAUGAAAACUACUGUUUACUUUUUCUCUGUGGUAACAAUUUUUAGCACUUACAACUAAGCAUGGGCCAGAAUAAGAUUCUGGCGGUAUGAUGACCUUGGAAAAAAUAUCAUGGUGUCACAGUAUGUAGAUAACUGGUCUAAAAUAUAUACUUUUUAAAUGUCUUGGUAAAAAACUUUUUUCCCUAUUGAAAAUAAUAUAUUUUAUUUUGAGAAACAUUUAUAAUAUUUUGUAACAUGUCAGGCUAAAUAAUUGAAAUGAAUCAUUGACUUCUACUGUCUUCAUUAGUUUCAAAAACAGAUUUUUUUUACUAUUUAAAAUGAAAACUUUGGAGAUCUUUUCUGCUGAAGAUACUGCUGUGUAAAAAAAAACUCUUACACAUAACUUAGGAAAAGUAUAACAGAAAAUUUUGACCGUUUUGAAACCUUGACUCUUCCAAAACGUGGUCUAUCUUGAAUUCGGUUAUUAUCCCAUGCCUACUUACAACUAUGGUACUAGAUUUAAUCUGAUAGCUCUCCUAUUUGCUGUUUUUGUCUCGUAACUUUUAUUAUAUAACAACAACAAGCUUGAGUUAUGGUGUCAUUAUGGUCAUGAUUUUUGCAAACAUGACUAAGACUUACUUGAGUCUAAGGUACACAACGCUUAAACAUUUGCUUAGGAUUUAUUUUGCACUGUUAACUAUUAUGAAAUGGACUAUAAAAACAAUACAAGCCCAUGUUGAUAUUGGAUAUCCUCAGUGUUAUUCUAAUAAAGCACAAAGACAAAUUCCAUGCUUAAAACUAUUAAUCAGAAAAAGACUGGAGAAGCUCUGUGAAGGCUAUGUGUUCAACGGAUGCUAUGCUAACAAACGCAAAAAUAUUUAGCUAUGCUUUGGGCUUAAGCAGAGUUUAAUUAAAAAAUUAAAAUUUCUUCAUUUACUUACACUUGAGCGGUUAUAAAUGUUUAGGAAAUUUUUAGGAACUUUUCUCUGUUAAACACUAAACUAAGCUAAACUUCUACUUUUCUGAAGAAUGUUGACAAAUAGCAGCUUUUCUUUUGGAGAUUCUUCAGUGUUCAACGUUUAACAGAAAAAAAGGAACUUAAAUAAGUUUUCAUCUGGUUCGGACCAAGUGAAGAAUGACAGAAUUUUCAUUUUUGGUUGAACUGUGCCUAGUAUUUAGUGAUUGGUGGUGAACAAUGAAGGGCACCUCAAGUUGUUGUGCUUCAUGACCCAAUGAUUAAAGCCAUGCAGAUAUAAUAACAAGGAAAAUCAACAUAUUUGAAAUUUAAAUGUAUGACUUUCUCAAGACUAUGCAAAAGGAUUUAGGCACUUUGUGACUAAUAUGAUUUUUUUAUAUAUAUUUAAAAAAACGAGAAAGAAAAAAACUGUGUUCUUCACCAGGUUUCACUCCUAUUACCAUAAAAUCUCCAUAACUUAAAGGGACUUGAUGGUUUGAUACGAAAGCUAUAUCCUUAUAGAUAUUUAUUGGUUCCAUAAACUGGUGGUUUAUGUUUUUAUAAUGCAAAUCUGCCUGGAAUAUUUGUUAUGUCAGGACUGACUUGUUUGGAACAUUAUUUGCAUGAUAUUGUAAUUAGAAAAUGUGGUGACAAACAAAUGAAAAGGUCUAAAAAA
Messenger RNA from Danio rerio (zebrafish), 4000 nucleotides. The record is from RefSeq and is a predicted model, not a curated record. Lineage: Eukaryota; Metazoa; Chordata; Actinopteri; Cypriniformes; Danionidae.